UCAUCGUGGAGAGUCCGUGAUUAGCAAGCGCUUGUGAAAUCCUUGCCGUCAAAUUCAAGCGACAAGGAUGGGAUUUUGAAUUUCAAAAAAGACGACAGUUUAAAACUCAAUAAGACCCGCUUAGCGUCUGAAAGCCGGGUAACGUUCAAGACGUUGAAGAUCGAUCAAGCAGAGCAUUGUCAUGGAGAGCGCAAAAAUUCCCAUGCGAGGUAAAGUUAAAGAUGCCGAAGCUGAGGCAUUGCUAAAAUUGCUUCGACGAGAAAAGGAGUUUAAUGAUCGGUUCUCGGCGCCGCAAAUUCAUCAGAGGACUCCUUUACCCGCAAUAGGAGGCAGUGGUAACAACACCGAGACACAACAAAUUACAAGUUGCGACAGAACAAAUGGAGCAUUCCUGACACAAACAUUUGAGAAUGAAACUGGCUUCUCCAAUUCCGACAUUGGGCAUAGCAAGGAGUUGGUUAAUGACUCAAAAUAUUUAUGGUCAUCAAAACCAGACGUGAACAGUAAUUCUCAACCUCCUUCGUCUUCAAAAGAGUUCUACAUUCCCCCGUUCACGUGGAAAGGAGAGCAAAGUUCGUGCUACUCCAAACACGAACGACAAAGACAUGGACGAACUUUGCCACCCCUUGAAAUACCCGUUAGUCCCUAUUCUUACCUUCCCGAACGUCCCUCGUGUCCUAGACCAGAAUCACCGAAGUUCUGGGAGGAUUAAUUUAACUUCGAUUGGAAACUUUCAACCCGUGCAGACGGUGAGCUUGGGUUAACAAACCUUGACGUGUUCAAAUGUGUUUUCCCGAUGUGGAACAAGUUUGUAAUAUGCCUGCUCUUUUGGCGAAUGUGUCAAGUUCAAUUUCCAUCUUUGAAUAGAAAAUUCCGCUGGAUAGAUCUCAGCGCUACAACAUAGUGUGAAGUUAAUAAGAGUUCAUUGCGACAUUCUUUAAGAAGCAAACUCUCGUUGAAGGAAAGGGAAGGAAAACACCGCUGGGUGUAAUUUCGCAUAUCGUCUUAUGGAUCUUUCAAACAUCUGUACAUAGAUACAUUGAUACCUUAUCAUACGAUAAGAAAGUCAUAUGUUGUGCGCCUCAAGAAGUUAAUUAGCUUUCUUGGUCGGUACAAUUCAAAACUAAUCCAAUUGUUGGAUAACGUAGUGACAUAAAAACAUGGAGAACUGUGGUUGGCAAAGAACUCUCACUGGGUUUUGGAGUUUCGUGGGCUGAAAUCAAUAUGACUUUAGCAAUCUUCCUCUGGACACUUUUACUUGUAACAAUGAAUUCAGAUGUCAAGAUCUGGGUUAUGAAAUUUGUGGUUACAAGGAUUUUGAACAUGAAACGAUUGACACUAAUUCCCAAGAACAACAAAACCCGAUAAAAAACCCUCAAACUCAAGUACUUGGAACCAACGGGUUCGCGAGUUUCCACGGCGACGUGAUCUUAUUUUUAAACUAAUUUUCUGGGAUUGAUGACUAACAGUGUCAACCGCAAAGUAACAGGAAACUAAAAUAACAGGUACAAUUUGUCACAAGACAAUUCACGCGGCCAUCCAUCUUAAAAUAAAAGUUACGACCUUGCUUUGGUCUCUCUUCAAAACAUCAAGGGGGAAAGUUGAAUCAGUCGCAACGGUAGUUUGAGUUCAAAGUGGUUAACUUCGCUAACUUUCUGCUAAUGUGAAACUAUAUCCCCAAUAAACGGUCAUUCAUUUCAUUUGCUAUUCUUGUUUCCCAGCACGAUUUUACGAAUGUUUACUUUAUUCGAAGGGAAACAAUUGGAUAUUUUUUCACUAAAAGGGUUCGAUGGUUGGCGCAAGUUACGAACGCUGCACGUAAGGUAGUUAAAAACAAAACAAACAAAAGUUGAAACAAGGAAUAAAAGAGUCGAAAACUAUAAAAGACUUUCAAAAUGUGGGUUCUUCUUUCAGUUUUGAAGUCGUGUUUGUGUUACGAGUUUCGUAUGUUAAUCGACCU
Messenger RNA from Pocillopora verrucosa, 1960 nucleotides. RefSeq lists its product as uncharacterized. NCBI's taxonomy places the organism in Eukaryota, Metazoa, Cnidaria, Anthozoa, Scleractinia, Pocilloporidae. The record is from RefSeq and is a predicted model, not a curated record.